GAGAUGAAUAAGUUCAUAACCGUAGCUUUGAUUGCUCUAGUUAGUGUUCAAGCCUUCGAUAUUGAUUUCGCAUUGUUGUUGUAGGUAAAAAAUAAUUGCCAUCAAUUUCAAAGACAGGAUCAGAAUCCAAUGAUGCUGUACAAGCAGUCUAUGAUUUAUUGAAUGAUUUAAAGACAAGCAACAUUGAAGCAUAAGGACUUGCAGAUGAGAAAAACAUUUCAGAUGAGGAAAUCGGAUAAUCCAGAAUUGCUGCCUUAUCAAAAGUCAAUGAAUUGAACUAAAAGGCUUGGGCAAGUGCAAAGGCAAGAAGAGAAUAAAUCGGAGUCGAAUACAGAGUAAUUCACUUAAUAUCAUUUUUCAGGAAGCAACAGACUACAUUGCUUGGGCUACAUAAAGAUUGGCUGAUAUUGACAGAAGAGAAGUCGAAUUAGAAGAAUUGAGAUGUUUCUCUAAUGGAUUGUUUGUAAGAGCCAUCAAAUAACACAAUGAUGCUUUGGGAGUCAUCAGAAUAUUAAAGAAUGAUUUGAGGUAUAACUAUAUGUGGAAAUGUUUAGCGGAUACUUAACAGGAGCACCAUCUUCAAUGGUUGAAUUGAAAGUCGAGAACGUUGCUGACAAAUUGAAACAAUACAGUCAAUUGUUUAAUCAAGAUGCCAUGAGCAAAUUCGCUCAAUUGGCUGCAGAAUAAGCCUCAGGAAAUGCUGAAUUACAUGCUUUGGGAGAAAGUGAAAGCACAACUGGAGGAGAUAGACAACCAGGAGUCAACGUUGGUCAAUUAGUCUACAAUGCCUUGAGUGAUUUGGAGGAUCAAUUGAAAUCAGCCUUGGCUGCUUUAGAACAAAAUGAAAUUGCCGGAUAUUAUCAAUUAGCUGAUUGGUUGGCUGACUCUGAAGCUGAGAAGGUUCAUUUGUAAGAUGAAAUCUAAAGAAAGACUCAACUCUAAGACAAAUUAGUCGUGGUAAUUAUAUAGUGUCUAAUCUCUUAUAGUAAGAAUAAGCUGCUCUCGCUGUUUAGGCCAAAGCAAAUUCAGUCUUAAAGGAUUCAUAAAAUGCUAUCAAUGCUGCCACAGCUAGUUUACAAGAGUUGAGAGACCUCUAUGACACCGAAUUGAAUAGAAGAAAUGGUAUUCAUGUUAACUAUUACUUUAGAGGAGAAUGCCAUCAUUGAUGAAGUGAUCCACAUCUUCAAAUAACAAGUUUUGGAAAUGGCUAACUAAACCUCAUAUGGCAAGAAAUGAAAUAUUAAGAUUAUCAAUUUAAACUGAAUAUUUUAUAUUAAAU
Messenger RNA from Paramecium octaurelia, 1279 nucleotides. The record is from the annotation of a GenBank genome assembly. Lineage: Eukaryota; Ciliophora; Oligohymenophorea; Peniculida; Parameciidae.